CAUUGGCAUGGCAGCCGAUCAGGCCAUCCACCGAGCUAGCAACUCGGCUAAAAUCCACCUCGGAAUACCUCCGGCACAUCGCACCAUCUGCUGGAUGGCCAUCGGAAAUUCUCCCCGGUCAUCUUGCCGGCGGACUAGCUAGGUACACAUAGUGCCCCUCACAUAGCGCCCCUGCCUCUCUUCCUCACUUUCUCUGCUGGGAUGAGUAUUUCCGUUCGAUAAUUGCGGUCGGAGAUCCGAAAAUGGAACCAGACCGUCCGACUGCCCCUGUAUCACCCAAAUCUCCUGUCCGACGGAGGCCCCAGGCAUGCCAGAGGUGUCGCAAACGCAAGCAAAAGUGCGACCGACUCUUACCAGCAUGCACGGCCUGUGUCGAGGCUGCGAUCCCAUGCAGUGCUCGCAGCGUACCUCUAGAACCCAGCACGGAAGAAGGAAGUGGCCUUUCCCAUGCUGCAAUACCAAACUAUGUUGAGUCGCUGAAGAGAAAGUCGGAUGAGCUCGAUGGCCAGAUUCGACGGCUUCGCUCACGCCUGGGUGGCGACACGUCUGUUGAAACAACUCAUUCGCCUACUCAACACAUAGAUCCUACGCGACCGACCGACGUUUCUGAUCAAACACCGAUGUCCGAUCAUACUGAGAGGUCCGUCCAGGUUGCCAUGGGUGAGAUUGGAUUCCUGUCUCGCAAUGCUAUGGCUGAGCCACGGGACGAAACUCGGGCAUUCCCCCAAGAGGUGGCCAUGAAAAGCAUGGUUCAUGCUGCCCUGGCAGUCCCAGGCACAGCCUCGCCAUUUUAUUCACGGGCUACUCACCAUCGACUGUCCUUCAAGUCGAUAGUGGACCGCGCUGAUAUGCUGACCCAGGAUACUGCAACACCGUAUGUGGACAUUUUCCUAGAACAUCUAGGGGCUGUCUUUCUUCACAUUGAUUUGAAAGAGACAAAGGAGCAGUUCUUUGCGUUCUUUGAGAAGCCUGCCGAAGGAUCUUCUGAUGAUGCCUCCGCGACUUCCGUUUCCACCUACAGAUAUUUUCAUGCCUACAUGAUAGUGGCUAUUGGAAUGAUGCUUUCUCCUGACCAUGGUAUUCACCUGCUUGCAAGUAGCUUCCACGAUAUGGCGCGGGAAAAGCUUCCUCUUAUCAUGGAAACCUGUGACAAUCUUACGACACUUCAUUGUAUGUUAUUGUUAGUUCACUAUUCGAUGCUCAGCCCUAUUGGAGGGUCCACCUGGCAUCUGCUCGGGCUAGCAAUGAAUAAAUCUAUCUUGCUCAGGCUCCAUAAAGAACCCAGUCCAGACUCCGGCAUGUCUGCUAAAGAGAUAAGCCGCAGGAGAAAUCUGUUUUGGAGCAUCUACACGAUCGAUCGAAUCCUGGGCUGCGUGAUGGACCGGCCCUUUAGUAUUCAGGACGAUGAUAUAUCUCUCAAGGUAAGCUACUCGUGCGAAAUAGUUAGCAUCUCUGCUGAAAAAGGCCAAGUCUCCGAGCAUCAACGCCAAUCCCGAUCAUGCAUUUGGCGGCUACGUAGUUAUGCACGCUAG
Aspergillus steynii IBT 23096 is the source of this 1532-nucleotide messenger RNA. RefSeq lists its product as uncharacterized. Gene Ontology annotation, molecular function: sequence-specific DNA binding; zinc ion binding; DNA-binding transcription factor activity, RNA polymerase II-specific. Bases 243 to 1532 code for a protein of 429 amino acids. NCBI's taxonomy places the organism in Eukaryota, Fungi, Ascomycota, Eurotiomycetes, Eurotiales, Aspergillaceae. Gene Ontology annotation, biological process: DNA-templated transcription; positive regulation of transcription by RNA polymerase II. The record is from RefSeq and is a predicted model, not a curated record. The transcript is spliced from 4 exons.